UGGGCUAUUAUACCUGGAAAAUCCCGAAAGCAAUGGGAAGCAAGAAAAGGAUGUCCCAAUGUUUGUUUCCUAGCAUCAUUUCAAGUCCCACAAUUUGGGAAAUAAGAAUGGAAAUUACAAUAAGUAAUUGAUAAACACUCCCAAGGGCUCCUCGAAGAUCCACGGGCGAAAUCUCUGUGAGGUACAUGGGACAUAGACCGGCAUUGAAACCACAAUUUACCCCGAUGAUCAACCUCCCCAAUAUCAUCAUCUCGUACAAGUUUGCCAGUUUUGCAAAACCCAUCAAGACUGACGCUAUAAAAACCAGAACGUUGUUGUAGAGCAACGCGGAUUUGGGGCCGAAUUUAGUCGAUACCAGUCCACUCAAAACCCCUCCGAUGGUGCCCCCCACGUUCAUAAUGGACGUCAUAACACCCCACAGCACGUUGAUUUUUGACUCAGAUACAGAACCCAGUCGGUCACCCCAUACCGACUCUAUCCAUUCUUUCAAAAUCUUGAAAAGGUUUCUCAUUAAACGGUCGAAAAUUUUCGAAACUUACAGCUUGGGGGACGUUGAUCACUCCGGUGUGGUACCCAUGCUGGAACCCAGAGCCCACUGCUGCAGCGACGAUUGCAAGAACUAGAUUACGAUUGAGACCACCCAUUCAUCGGAAAAAUUGUGACAGUUUGAUUUUUUCACAACCAUUCACAACAAACUCGAUUGAGUAGAUGGCAAAAUUAAAAUGUCAGUUUGUACCAGAUUUGUUUUGGCAAUUUUGGUCACUAGUCUAGGUUCGGGGUUCCAGCAUGGUUAUCACAUUGGAGUGCUCAACGUUCCGGCAAAAGUUCUCCAGAAAUGGAUAAGUCAUAUCAAAAUCCAUGAAGAAGAGGCGGAAGAGCCAAAACGGAAAGAAUUGUCCUUGCUUUGGUCCACAGCAGUGGCAACUCACUCAAUUGGAGGCAUACUCGGGUCUUUCAUGAUUGGCAUCUUCGUUGAUAGUUUAGGUCGAAAACAGAGUCUCCAGUUCAACAAUUUCAUUGCUUUGGUCGCUGCUCCAACCAUGUUUUUUUCGAAAAAGGCCAAGUCGUAUAAAAUGUUAAUCAUGGGUCGAUUUAUAGCCGGAAUCAACUCCGGCCUAAACAUGGGUCUAUGCCAGAUAUACCUAAGUGAAAUUUCCCCAGACAAAAUUCGGGGAGCCGUUGGGAGUCUCUACCAAUUUGCUAUCAGUUGUUCCAUUUUAGUGUCACAAAUUGCCGGAGUUUUCCUUGGAAGUGAAGACAACUGGCCGUAUAUUUUCUUACUCCCUGUUAUCCCAGCUUUGUUUCAAUUUUUUUUACUCUUUUUUUGCCCAGAAUCGCCAAAAUUUCUAAUCACUCAAUUAAGAGAUAGAAAGGCUCUCAGAGCACUAAUGUUGUUACGAAGCGAGCAAGACGCCAUAGAUGAAUUCGAGAUGUUGAAAGAAGAGGAUAGUCUAGCGAAACAAUUACGUGGUUUCUCCCUGAAACAGAUUUUACGAAAUCAAGUCAUGUCCAAUGUUCUGUCUUGUUGCCUUGUUUUAAAUGUAGCCCAGCAAAUGUGUGGCAAAAAUGCCCUUACUUAUUUUUCUGUUGAAAUAAUGGAAAACAUGGGCUUGGCCUCAAGUGCGGUUUAUAGCACUAUCGGAAUGAACAUUUUAUCUUCAAUUGCCACACUAGGGGCUAUUUUGACCGUCGAUAAUUUUGGCCGUCGCCCCCUCAUGAAAAUCAGUUUAAUCGGAACGAUUUUAACAACAUUUUUUUUGUUCAUAUCCCUUUAUUUGGCAGAAAACGUUCUGCACGAUUUGAAAUAUCUUUCUGUUGGUAUUGUUUGUUUGUUUCAUAUUUUUUUUUCAAUUGGCAUUGGCCCAAUCGCUGUGUUUAUCACAGCCGAACUGUUCACUAAUACAAACCGCACCAUCGCAGUGAUUUUAGCAACGGCGACCAACUGGUCAUCGAAUUUUAUCAUAGGACAAGCAUUUCUAGCCCUCGAUGUACAAAAUAAAUCCUCGUUUAGUGUAACACUCAAAAAAUCGUUUCUAGAACGAAAUCGACUUUUACACGUGCUUGGUUUUCCUAGUCUUGGACAUUUUUUUCUUCUUUUACAUCCGCCUCCGCUUGCCCGAAACCGCAAAACUCAGUUCGAUUCAAAUAUUCAAAAUGUACGACAUUGAAGAAAUAAACUUCUCAUAAAAUUUUUGUUUUACUGUCACUUGUCAAUGUGUCGGAA
Messenger RNA from Tribolium madens (black flour beetle), 2224 nucleotides. Its product is annotated as solute carrier family 2, facilitated glucose transporter member 1-like. Gene Ontology annotation, cellular component: membrane. Gene Ontology annotation, molecular function: hexose transmembrane transporter activity. Gene Ontology annotation, biological process: monosaccharide transmembrane transport. The record is from RefSeq and is a predicted model, not a curated record. The coding region runs from base 723 to 2168 and encodes 481 amino acids. Lineage: Eukaryota; Metazoa; Arthropoda; Insecta; Coleoptera; Tenebrionidae. The transcript has 4 exons.